AUGAAUUCACUACUAUCAACCUUCCUCACUGUUCUCACCAUGGAGACAAAAUCAACCACGGAUGUCUUCAUGUGCAUCCCACCCGAAGACGCACUAGAGGUUGCACGCGGUAGGAAAACCAAUGUAUACCGCACCUAUCCCCUCCCAGCCACCGUCCGCCGCAUCUGGUUCUACACCACCGCUCCACUACAGUAUAUUGAGUAUGUGGUGUGUAUAUCACACAAUGAAGCUGAAUCCAACACAGACAACAAGCCACCCAGGUACGCUUACAAGAUUCGCCAGAUAUGGAUGUUGAAGCACCCUAUUCAUCUCCAUCAGGCUAUCACGCGCGGUAUAUUCAAAGCUCCCCCGCCAAAGUACUGUUGGGCGACUGAGAGUUUCUUAGACAGCUGUCCUUUCUAUCGACAGUAUCCAGUACGGGGUCCGACGGAAAUCAUGUGGUAA
Messenger RNA from Penicillium concentricum, 444 nucleotides. RefSeq lists its product as uncharacterized. Bases 1 to 444 code for a protein of 147 amino acids. The transcript has a single exon. NCBI's taxonomy places the organism in Eukaryota, Fungi, Ascomycota, Eurotiomycetes, Eurotiales, Aspergillaceae. The record is from RefSeq and is a predicted model, not a curated record.